Epinephelus moara (kelp grouper) is the source of this 2316-nucleotide messenger RNA. RefSeq names its product myosin binding protein Hb (gene mybphb). Gene Ontology annotation, molecular function: protein binding. The transcript is spliced from 19 exons. The coding region runs from base 62 to 1930 and encodes 622 amino acids. Lineage: Eukaryota; Metazoa; Chordata; Actinopteri; Perciformes; Serranidae. The record is from RefSeq and is a predicted model, not a curated record.
GGCGGCAUUGGAUACAGUUUUACGGACUUAACCGACUUGGGAAUUAGCUGACACUGCAAACAUGCCGUCCAAGGCUGCCCCGAUCAAGAAGCCGGCUAAGAAAGAACCAGCCAAGAAGGAGGAGAAGGCUCCAGAGCCGGCACCUGAACCCGCCCCUGCUCCCGCUGAGGCCGAAGCUGCACCUGCUGAGGCUGCUCCUGCCGAGGCAGAGGCCCCCGCGGCCCCGCCAGCUGAGGAGCCCAAACCCCCCACCCCACCUCCACCCGCAGAUGCUGCUGCGCCUGCUCCAGAAGAAGCACCAGCCGCUGCAGCUGAGGCCCCUGCUGAUGCUGCUGCUCCCGCUCCAGAAGAAACACCAGCUCCUGCAGCUGAGGCCCCUGCUGAUGCUGCUGCUCCCGCUCCAGAGGAAACACCAGCUCCUGCAGCUGAGGCCCCUGCUGAUGCUGCUGCUCCCGCUACAGAAGAAACACCAGCUGCAGCUGAGGCCCCUGCUGAUGCUGCCGCUCCCGCUACAGAGGAAACACCAGCCGCUGCAGCUGAGGCCCCCGCUGAUGCUGCUGCCGCUCCACCCGCGGAGGAAGGUGCUCCUGCAGCUGAAGGCGAGGCGCCCGCUGAUGCUGAAGCUGCUGAAGCGCCCGCGCCAGAAGAGCCUAAAGCACCCACACCUCCUCCACCUCCACCCAAAGAGCCCACAAGUGUCCCCCUGGACCUGUUUGUUGAGGAUAAGAACGACACUUCAGUCACUAUCAUCUGGAGCCAGCCAGAGGUCGUCGGACCAUCCGGCCUGGAUGGAUACACCAUUGAAGUCUGCAAGGACGGAACUGAGGACUGGAAGGCAGUCAAUGAGGAACUGCAGAAGUCCACCCGCUACGUUAUCAAGAACCAGACCACUGGUGAUCGUCUGAAGAUUCGCGUGGUGGCUGUGAAUGCUGGUGGCCGCAGCCCCCCCGUCGCCCUGCCCGAGGCCGUCCUGGUGAAGGAGGUCGCUGAUCGUCCCAAGGUCCGCCUGCCACGUUUCCUCAGGCAGAGAUACGUCGCCCAAGUUGGAGCUAAGAUCAACCUGACCAUCCCCUUCACAGGCAAACCCAAACCAGUGGUUUCCUGGUUAAAGGAUGGGCAGCCCCUGGACACAAAGAAGGUGAACAUCCGCAGCACCGACAGAGACAGCAUCCUGUUCAUCCGUGCAGCCGAGAGAGAAGACUCUGGAGUGUAUGAAAUGUGUGUGAAGGUGGAUGACUUCGAGGACAAGGCUUCACUCACCCUGCAAAUUGUUGAGCUGCCGGGGCCUCCCGCCAGUGUGAAGAUCGUGGAUACCUGGGGCUUCAACGUUGCUCUGGAGUGGACCGCACCCAAAGACAAUGGAAACACAGAAAUCACAGGUUACACUGUCCAGAAGGCCGACAAAAAGACUGGAGACUGGUUCACUGUGUUGGAGCAUUACCAUAGACUGAAUGCCACCAUCUCUGACCUCAUCAUGGGCAACACUUACAGGUUCAGAGUGUUCUCCGAAAACAAGUGUGGAAUGAGCGAGUCGGCUUCUAUUGCAAAGGGGGAGGCCAAGAUCCUGAAGACAGGUAUCGAAUACAAGCCCCCAGAGUACAAGGAGCACGACUUCAACGAGGCGCCCAAAUUCACCACCUCUCUGACAGACAGAGCCACCACCGUCGGCUACAGCACCAAGCUGCUGUGCUCCGUCAGGGGAUCCCCAAAACCCAAGGUCAUGUGGAUGAAGAACCAGAUGAUUAUUGGAGACGACCCCAAGUACAGGCAGAUCUGCGUCCAGGGAAUCUGCUCUCUGGAGAUCCGUAAGCCCGGUAACUUUGACGGUGGUGUGUACUCCUGCAAGGCCCUGAACGAUCAUGGAGAGGCAACUGUCAGCUGCAAACUGGAGGUCAAACAGGCAAACGUUGCAGAGGCAGACAAGAAAUAAGUCAACAUUCGCAUUCUCACAGGAGCAGAAGGAAUGAGGCCUUUGCAGCAUAAGGAAGGUGCUGGAUUCCUGGAAGAGCAUGUAUAUAUGGCUGGUGACCACACUACCAAAAGGGUUGUUGCCUGCGACCUCUUGCCAAGUGUUACCCUGUGUUAUGAUGAACAAUUGUUGUCGCUUUAUGCCUUUAUCGUUUAACUACAAGUCCACAUCCGUGUCCACAAUCAGCUUUUUCCCCCCAACGAUACUGUAUAUGGUAACUGAAUUGUCAUCCUGUCAGUCUAACUUGGUGUACACCAACACUUCAACAGCAUUAACUUACUCUUCCUCACGGGAGAACUACAUGUAACAUCCACGUGUUUAUAUCAAUAAAUAAUUUAAUUUCUGGU